Chelonoidis abingdonii (Abingdon island giant tortoise) is the source of this 3542-nucleotide messenger RNA. NCBI's taxonomy places the organism in Eukaryota, Metazoa, Chordata, Testudines, Testudinidae. The record is from RefSeq and is a predicted model, not a curated record.
AGGGGUGGCGCCGUGGCGGAGAUACGUGGGGAGGGUGAGCGGCAGCCAGGCCCCAUCUACAGCCCUACGGGGAGCCGCCCACCCCUGCGCCCUCGGCCCCUGCCGCCAAAGGGGUCCCGGAAAAAGACACCGCCCAGCCUGGGGUUGCCACAUGGGGGUCCAGCCGGGCGGAGCGCCCUGGGCGGGGCGGGGGCAGACAGAUAAUUCCCAAUGCCAAGUACUUCCUUGGCGUGACAGGACGUAGAAGCGCAGCCAAAGCGUGGCCCCGUUUUGGCCAGGCUGCUCCUGGGCAGGGCUUGUACCUGCCGCCUUCCCGUCUGUGAGCCAUCUUGCACCCUGGGCUGGGAGUGAGUCACACACUCUCUGCGGGCGCGAUGUCUGUUUUCUGGACUGAGCCUGAAGACUGUGUUGGGUCAUGCAGCUGAGCCCGGUGGGAUGGUCAGGCUGCCAGGUUUUUUAAAUGUUUUUGGAGAACCUUCUCCAGGCCAGGCCGUUUGCGGUACAACCAUGUCACCUGAAAACUAGUUUUGAGCAGUUCGGGAUAACCCUUUCAGAGCAAUAGGCAACUUGCCACUGUAGAAUAGAUGGGGUUAGAGAGAUGAAGAGGGAGGGAAGAAAAUAUCUCUAAUUUAUAAAUUAAUAUAUUAGAAGGGACCAUUGUGAUCAUCUAGUGUGACUUUAAUGAGCUGUUUCCCUGGCUGAAGGAUCUUUCCUGCAGAAGAAGAGCCUCCGUCACAUCACUACUGUUUUGACUCCUGGGUCUGUACUGACUGACAAUCUUUAAAGCGCAGUUCCAGUGUCAGUAUGUCCAGGCUCCAUGGAGUCCCCUGGUUGCUCACCUGGGUGGUGCUGAUCUGUCAGGCUGGAUGCUGCCUCCUGGAUUCCGUAGGUGCAGCAGAGAGUUUCAGCCAUCUGCGUCCUUUCAGCAAUAAAUCAAACCUUGACCAAGGUUAUUGUGAAAGAAAAAGAAAAACAAAUAAUUUUAGUAUGUGGAGCCUUUCUUCAGAAAGCCUCAUAGCUACGCUGCCUGUUGAUACUAUUCCAGAAAACUCAAUUCGUAAAGUACGAGACUGCAUUUUUUCAGUAGCCUACCCUACUCCUUUUAUAUCCAGAGUUCUUCUUGUAGCAGUUUCAAAGGAUGUUCUGGAAGAUAUUUUGGACCUUGAUGUAUCUGUCAAAGAAACAGAUGAUUUUCUCCAGCUUGUCAGUGGUGGGAAAGUGGUUUUAGGGUCUAUUCCUCUGGCCCAUAGAUAUGGAGGCCAUCAGUUUGGUAGUUGGGCAGGUCAGCUGGGUGAUGGAAGAGCCCACUUGAUUGGAGUAUAUACAAACAGGUAUGGAGAGAGAUGGGAAUUACAAUUGAAAGGUUCAGGAAAAACUCCAUAUUCAAGAAAUGGUGAUGGAAGAGCUGUGCUUCGCUCCUCUGUGCGAGAAUUUUUGUGCAGUGAGGCCAUGCACUACCUUGGAAUUCCUACAAGCAGAGCAGCUAGCUUAGUUGUAAGUAAUGAUGAUGUGUGGAGAGACCAGUUUUACAACGGGAGUGUUAAAAAAGAAAGAGGCGCAGUAGUCCUGCGUGUUGCCAAAUCGUGGUUUCGUAUAGGUUCCUUGGAAAUUUUAGCUCAUUCUGGGGAACUGGACUUGCAAAGGACACUGCUAGACUUUGUCAUACAAGAACAUUUCCCAUCAGUAAACAUGAAUGAUUCAAAUAAAUAUUUGGACUUUUUCUCUAGAGUGGUAUUGGAGACUGCAAAUCUGAUUGCAUUGUGGAUGUCAGUGGGCUUUGCUCAUGGUGUGUGCAAUACAGAUAACUUCAGUUUGUUAUCCAUAACAAUAGAUUAUGGUCCGUUUGGUUUUAUGGAGUCCUAUGAUCCAAAUUUUGUUCCAAACACAUCUGAUGAUGAAAGGAGGUAUAAAAUAGGAAACCAAGCAAAUGUUGGGAUGUUUAAUCUGAACAAGCUGUUACAAGCUCUAAAACCUGUAUUGGAUCGCAGACAAAAGCAGCUUGCUUUCCAGAUUCUGGAGGGAUACUCUGAGCAUUAUUAUACAUGUUUUACAGAACUAUUUAGAGCAAAAUUGGGUCUCCUUGGGGAGAGUGAGGAUGAUAACUAUUUGAUUGCAUUUCUCCUAAAACUCAUGGAAGAUACAAAGGCUGAUUUUACAAUGGCAUUUCGGCAGCUCAGUGAGAUUACUCAAGACCAGCUAAAAGAGCUCCGUAUUCCUCAGGAAUUCUGGGCUCUGCAGGACCUUGCUAAACACAAGUUCUUUUCAGACUGGGUUACUAUAUACCUCUUGAGAUUAGGACGUAACAUGGGUGAUUCAGACAGUACAAGAAGAAAAAGAAUGACAGCUGUCAAUCCUAGAUAUAUACUUAGGAAUUGGAUGGCAGAAUCAGCAAUACAAAAAGCUAAAAUGAAUGACUUUUCAGAGGUUCAUCUCCUGCAGGAAGUUUUACAACAUCCCUUUCAGAGACAAGCAGCAGCAGAGAAAGCUGGCUAUUCACUACGUCCACCUUCUUGGGCCAAAGACCUUAAAGUCAGCUGUUCAUCCUGAUGAAGAGCAGCUGAAGCAAGAGAAAAUGAGUGGAGUCUGAGCUCAAGCCUUCAAACUGGUGUGGGGGAACUAGGCAACACUAUCCACUCUCUCACUGUAGGCGUGGUUCCUUCCAAUCUGCUGUGUGAAAUUUUGAACAGGUUUGUCAAGAGAAAUGGAGUUCUGCAUGGUUCUGUCAGUAGGUAAUUUGCUCGCAUUUCUAGCUCUGACCCACAUACCUAUUUAUACAUUAAUUUGUGUCCUAGAGAAAAUAGAGUUCAGUCAGGCUGUCACAUUAACCUCCCCAAAUCCAUCCUCUUAGUGCUAUGUCUUGAUUAGUUGCUUCUAGAUAAGUUUAAAAUUUUCCUGACAUAGUUUUAAUCAUGGAAUAUUUUAAUUAAUGUCCUCACUAGGUGUGACACACUGUUCAAAUAUAAUUUAUAUUCUGUUCUGAAGAAGGUAUUUGGAGAUUUGAAGCAGGAAGCAAAUCGAGAUCUUAGCUGGACAGGAUUAGUAUUGCAAAAUGGUUCCUUACUAAGUUUUAUGUAGGUGACCUCAUUGCUUCCCAUUAAACUGCCAAAUAGUUUUUUAAGGAAAUAAAUUUGCUCACCAUUUAAUUUAAUCUAUGCAAUGAAUUGUCCAAGACUAAAGUGGAAUGUUCUUUGUAUACCCAGCUGUCUAUGGGCUUAGCUCACCCCACUUCCAAUUUUUAGCAUUUGACAGCAUUAUUAUGAUUUACACCUCUACCUUGAUAUAAUGCAACCCGAUAUAACACAAUUCGGAUAUAACGCGGUAAAGGAGCGCUCCGGGGGGGCGGGACUGUUUUACCUCGUUAUAUCUGAAUUCAUGUUACCGCAGGCGGUUCCUCUGCACCCGCAUUACUUGCUAGGACCCUCCUCCAUUCCGCCUCCUCCCAUGAGCGCGCCACAGUUCCGCUUCUUCCCCCUCCCUCCCAGGCUUGCUGCACCAAUCAGUUGUUUGGCACGGCAAGCCUUGGAGGGAGAGAGGAGAAGUGA